Messenger RNA from Ostrea edulis (European flat oyster), 1996 nucleotides. Its product is annotated as heat shock 70 kDa protein 12B-like. Gene Ontology annotation, molecular function: ATP-dependent protein folding chaperone; ATP binding. The coding region runs from base 165 to 1976 and encodes 603 amino acids. The record is from RefSeq and is a predicted model, not a curated record. The transcript is spliced from 5 exons. NCBI's taxonomy places the organism in Eukaryota, Metazoa, Mollusca, Bivalvia, Ostreida, Ostreidae.
GAUAACUCUAGAUGUUUAGACUAUAAUAACGCCUCAUCCUACGAACGGGAAGCAUAAAAAAGUAUUCAGAACAAUCUGUUGUAUAGCUGGAUGGCCCUGCCCUAAAAUAAGAAGACUGUUUGGAAUAACUUUUCGUGUUAGAGGAUUUUAUAUUGGUUGGUACGAUGUCAGACGACAGCCCUGCCAUUUCGAUGGUGGCGGCCAUCGACUUCGGCACCACUUACUCAGGGUAUGCCUUCUCAAAGAAGGACGAUUAUGAGACAGACAAACUGAAAAUUUCCUACAACCAAUGGAAAUCACCCACCAUGAUCUCUCUAAAGACCCCCACAACAGUUUUACUAGGCCCUGACAAAAAAUUAAUUGCGUUCGGUUACGAUGCGGAAUCGCAAUACACAGCGCUAGCAGAGCAAGAAUCGCACAAGGGCUACUACUACUUCAGACAAUUCAAAAUGGAACUGUACAACGAAAUCAGAAAGUCUAAACUUACCAAGAAAACUACAAUACCAGAUAUAAACGGAAGGCGUCUGCCUGCCAUGGACAUAUUUGCACACGCGAUUGGUUUCUUGCAACAACACUUGCUUGAUGAUUUGAACAGCCGUGGAACUGGUAUUACAUAUCCACAGGAAAUUCAUUGGGUGCUUACGGUUCCUGCCAUUUGGGACGAUCCUGCGAAACAGUUCAUGAGAGAAGCUGCGAAAAAAGCAAAAAUCCAGAGUGAAAACUUGACAAUAGCCCUGGAGCCAGAGGCAGCGUCCAUUUACUGUAAACAUUUAUCAUUGGAAAAGGGCGAAGAGAAUGAAAACUUCGACGUAUUUCAGAAAGGAAGCCGCUACAUGGUGCUUGAUGCAGGAGGAGGAACUGUUGACAUCACAUUACAUGAAAUUCAAGAAGAUGGAAGAAUACGAGAACUUGAGCAAGCUACCGGUGGCCCUUGGGGUGGGACGUACGUUGAUCAAACCUUCUAUAGCCUUUUGUCGGAAAUUUUGGGCAAGAAUGAGUUUGUAAGAUACCGUAAAGAACAUCCUUCCGAUAUGAUGGAGUUGUAUCGUGAAUUUGAACUUAAAAAGCGUUCAAUGGCGGGACGCGAUGAUUCCGACGAAUCAGAAUGUUCUGGUGCUCGAAGUAUUACUUUGAAAAUUCCUCUGACCUUAAAAGAAUUUUGUAGAGAGAUUCAUAACAAAAAUAUUCAGGAUGUGGCAAGCGAAACUCCCUGUUGUGAUGGUCUUCUAUGGCGUCAAGAUAAACUCAGAAUUAAGCAUGAACGUUUUUCAAGAAUGUUCUCAGUUGCGUGUGAUGGUAUUGUGGAUCAUAUAAAACGGCUUCUUUCUCAAAAGUCAAGAGGAACAAACACAAUUCUCAUGGUAGGUGGCUUUUCAGAAUCGUUGCUUUUGCAAGAUAAAAUCCGACGUUCAUUCCCAGACAUGCGUGUUGUGGUACCACACGAAGCUGGGCUUGCAGUGCUGAGGGGCGCAGUCCUAUAUGGUCAUGACCCGAAAACUAUUUCUGUGAGGGUUGCGAGAUGCACGUAUGGAGUAGGAACAUGUGAACAAUUCAAUGCUUCUUGCCAUCCUAAGUCCAGAAAGAAAAAAAUAAAUGACUCAUGGUACUGUAGUGGCGUGUUUAGUAAACAUGUUCAGAAAGGAGACGUAUUGGAAGUCGAUCAGGCUCAAGCAGAUCACCCCUAUGUCCCCCUUCACGAGGAUCAAAGAAGUAUAUCUUUCAAAAUUUUUACAUCAACUGAAGACGAUCCAAAAUUUACGAACGAUGAAAGUUGCAGGUAUCUAGGAUGUCUUGAAAUAGAUAUUUCAAAACUGAAACGCGAAUCAAACAAAUCUGUUCGUGUGAAGUUCAUAUUUGGUGGAACAGAAAUAAAAGUUGUGGGCAAAAUAGAGGAAACGAAUGAAGAGACCGAGGUUACGUUUAACUUUUUGGAGGAGAAUCCAGAUUCAAUUGAUGAUGAAGUGUGUAUAAAUUGAUAAUAAAUUGAUAAACUUCA